Caenorhabditis auriculariae is the source of this 2028-nucleotide messenger RNA. Lineage: Eukaryota; Metazoa; Nematoda; Chromadorea; Rhabditida; Rhabditidae. The record is from the annotation of a GenBank genome assembly.
AUGGACAAAGACGAAAGUAGUGUCAAACUUGUCGACCUAAUAGGAUGUCCCGACUGCGGGAAAUCCUACCUCCAGAAGAACAUUUAUCGACAUCUAUGGGACCAGCACAAUUGGACGCGUGACGAAUGUCGAAAUUUGGUCCAGCUGAUUCGCUCCGAAAAGCGGGUUUUGAAUGAGAGAUCCACGUAUAGCUGUCGCUGGUGCGGCUCUGCGUACAAAUCCACCCAGGGAUAUAUAAAGCAUCAAUCGGUGAGAAGCAGUUUCUGGCAGAUUUUCGAAAAAACUGUUCCAGAAGUGCCUGAUCAACGUGGAGAACGAUGAGCCAGGAAAAGAGCAGACGCUUCAGAAACCAAUGCCCGAGUUGAGAGGCAAGGUAAUGGCCGGAGAACACUCGAAUCGCUACCGAUCUUCCUACACUGUUUGUCCGGAACCUUCGUGUGGAGUUAAAGUAAGUGAUUAAAAAAAGGUUAGCUAUAUAGAUGAAUUUUCAGUUACAAGUAGACUCCAGUGACGAGCUGGUCAACCAUUGCGCCGAAUUUCAUUCUUCGGAUACGCGAAAAUUCGAAAUCGAGCGUCAGAUUUUUCAAACUUAUGAUGCUUUCAAGGUUCGUUUUUGGAUAACUUCUGAGAAAACAGCUUCCUGAAUUGUUUGAAGAACUUUAUGAACUUAUUCUUCCAGAAAUGGUUCGACCAGCGUCAAGAAGAUUCCUGCACCUCCCUGACGAAAAGGACAGGUCAUCGCGGAGAAACUUUGUAUAGGUAGAAUUUUCUUCUCUUCUCGUUGGUUCGAGCUUUUUUUGUUCAAUAACUCUUUUUGAAAUUUGUUGAAAGGUGACUGUAUGACUUGAAAAAGCUUUGAGACUAUACUUUUUUGAUUUUAUAAAAAAAACGUUAAAAAUAAAUUUUCAAGAUGCCACAUGAUUGGAAAGUACUCGAGCGUCGCCAAGAAACGAAAGUCCAAUCCUCGAAAAAUCGACCAGUCUUGUACGGCCUUUCUGAAGGUAACUCUAUUUGAACAAUCAGAAUUUGUCAGGUUUCUUUUUAGGUUUACACAUACAAAGAUGGUACCACCUACGCGUCCGGCUGCUUCCAACACAUUGGCCAUGAGCUUAAUCACAAGUUGUUGUGGCUGACGGAGACCCAGGAAAGCUAUGUCAAGGUGGGGGUUUUGAGCGAAAUUUCAGUGUUGAUUGGUAAAAUCUUGGCGACUAUUGCAAGAGCCCUAGCGGCGUCUUUAAGUGAUCAUUAAUGGAAAAAGCUAUACUUCAGUGACCACUUAGAUUGUCCCACUUAUGUGACCACUUACUUCGGGCGUUUAAAGGAACAUAGGUCGAAAUUAAGAUAAUCAGAAACAUCAUUGCAAUGGCUCUACCGGCGUCUUUAGUGGUAAUUUAAGAACAAAAAAAGAGCCUCCACUUGAGUGACGCCUUGAAAGGUUCAAAAAAGAUUGAUCCGACUAUUAAAGGGGCAUAGGACGAAAACAAACUAUUUUUCAUGGAUAAUAAUAUAAUAACUUAUAGAAAAUGUUUUUAAAUAAUGAAUUUACGAUCUAAAAAAAACCAGUUCAGGAGUUGAUUGACCGCGGCUUCACGUCGGACCAAAUUUAUCACUACAUCCGACAAGAGUACGAGAACUACGAGUGCAAACUGAAGUACAUUUCGAAGAAUGACAUCCGGUUAGCUCCUCUAAGCUGAAAUAAGUGAAAAUCCUUGAAAUUCCAGCAACAUUGCCGUCCGACACAAGCGCCUGAAGGAGGUGAAAAUGGAAGAAGAGGGAGAAGAGGACGAGGAAGAUGAUCUGCAAGAAGACGAUGAGGAAGGCCCCAGCAGCGCCAAGAAGCCCCCGGCCGUCGAUGUCGAACCGGCUGUGGAAGGAUGCUCGAAGGGUGAAGACGUCCUGAGCGAAUCCGUCGUCGAGUUUCCGACCAAAGAGCCCGCUUCUGAAGCCGCCGACGUCAAAGAAGAAGUCGAGGAGGCGGAAUCAGAGCAGCCGGUUGUUGUCGAGGCGGCAGAUGUAAAUUGUUCGUGA